Zingiber officinale is the source of this 1868-nucleotide messenger RNA. RefSeq names its product serine/threonine/tyrosine-protein kinase HT1-like. The record is from RefSeq and is a predicted model, not a curated record. NCBI's taxonomy places the organism in Eukaryota, Viridiplantae, Streptophyta, Magnoliopsida, Zingiberales, Zingiberaceae. The coding region runs from base 599 to 1645 and encodes 348 amino acids. Gene Ontology annotation, biological process: protein phosphorylation. Gene Ontology annotation, molecular function: protein kinase activity; ATP binding. The transcript is spliced from 3 exons.
UUCUCAGUAUCUUCGGUAUCCAUCUUACCCUUCAUGGUCUAAUCUUGCCGAUCUAUUGCCCGCCAUGGCAGGCGUCCUCCCACGUUACUCCCACUGUCCCCUCCUCAUCCCUAGAGCCCUGCUCUCGUAUUAAUUAAACUCUCCAACUUCUUGUUCCUUUCUGUACUCGCGGAGCAACAAAGCUGGAAAGCCAAAGCAUAUUCACAGGAUAUAGCUGUGCUCCUUGGAGUCUUCGCAAAUUUAACUGUAUGAUCUAUGAACUUUCCGGAGAUAUCUUCUUGGUUUUGACGCAAAGCUGUCAUCUUGAUCGGCUCCUCUUAUCCAUGCUAUCCGCUGAGGCAUUAUGGAGCUGCCGGGUGCCGGAUCGUAUCGAUAACCCUAGGACCUGCGAAAUGUAGGCGAGCGGAGAUAGUAGUCGCUGCAGUCGGCUUGAGUUACCGGAAAAGUGAAAAUAUUUGCUCGUUUUGCUUCUUUUCUGAGCUUGAUUCGAUUCUUCAUGGAGUAAAUUUCAGUUUUUUUGAGGGGGCUAAUUUAGUAGGGGCAUGUGGUACGGUGGUAAAAUUGGGGGCUUACUGUGUUGAUUUGGCAAUCGUACCAGAUGAAGGUCUUCAAUUGCUUUAAGGAGGAUAAAUCGAUGGCGAGUGGCCGGACGCAGAGAAGGUUGUCUCUUGGUGAGUACCGAAGGGCGGUGUCAUGGUCCAAGUACUUGGUGUCCUCCGGCGGAGAGAUCAAAGGGGGCUUGGAAGAACAAUGGAGCGCGGAUAUGUCACAGUUGCUCAUAGGGAAUAAGUUUGCCACAGGGCGACAUAGCCGGAUCUAUCACGGCAGAUACAAGGGAAGGGAGGUGGCCAUUAAGCUGAUGAGCCAGCCUGAGCAAGACCCCGCCAUGGCUGCUGCUCUGGAGCAGCAGUUCACCUCAGAGUCUUCUUUGCUGUUUCACCUCCGUCAUCCUAAUAUAAUCACGUUUGUGGCCGCUUGCAAGAAACCUCCUGUCUUUUGCAUCAUCACUGAGUACAUGGCAGGUGGCUCUCUCAGAAAAUUUCUCCAUGAACAAGAGUCUAAUGUGCUUCCUUAUGAUCUAGUGCUGAAAUUAUCUCUCGAUGUUGCUCGUGGAAUGAGUUACCUUCAUUCCCAGGGAAUCAUUCAUAGGGAUCUAAAGUCAGAAAAUAUACUUGUUGGUGAAGACCUGUCUGUUAAGGUAGCCGACUUCGGAAUUUCAUGCCUGGAGUUUCAGAGUGGUAGUGGAAAAGGCUUCACCAGUACCUAUCGUUGGAUGGCUCCUGAAAUGAUCAAGGGGAAAAAUCAUACAAGGAAAGUUGAUGUGUACAGCUUUGGCAUUGUUCUAUGGGAGUUAGUAACGUUGCAAAUCCCCUUCCAUGAUAUGACUCCCGAGCAAGCUGCUUAUGCUGUAGCUCACAAGAAUGCCAGACCACCUCUACCUGCCUCUUGCCCUCUGGCAUUCAGCCAUGUCAUGAGCAAGUGCUGGGCCACCAACCCAGUGAACCGAUUCCAAUUUGACGAAAUUGUUUCCAUACUCGAAAGCUAUGAAGAAUCUCUCAAACUGGACCCAAGAUUUUUCUCAUCUUACAAGCCUUCGCAGCAGCUGUGGCCGAUUGGAUGCUUUACUCCGCGCUUUGCUUUGUAGAAGUCUAAUCCAAAUAAAUUUUCUCUAAUUCACUGCCGUAUCGUGUGUUUGUGUAUAUAUAUUUCCUAUCUCAUGCUUUCUGAAAUUGAUGGCAUGUUAUUUCUAAGUUUAUUUUGUUUCUCUUUUUCCCACUUCUAUAUGUUAAAGACCAUGUACAGAACCAAGAUGGUGUUAAAUAAUAUUGUUGUCUCCAAACAAUUGAUGAGAAAAGUGAUUAAUCUUU